Messenger RNA from Microbotryum saponariae, 1049 nucleotides. The record is from the annotation of a GenBank genome assembly. Lineage: Eukaryota; Fungi; Basidiomycota; Microbotryomycetes; Microbotryales; Microbotryaceae.
AUGGAAGGUGAGCACCCCAAACUGACACUCAGCAGUGGCCCAUCACCGAGCCCACCAGCUGACGAGCCACGGCGUUGACACUGCCCAUGUUGUAGUCGCCUUCGGCAUCACGGGCAAGGACUAUGUGCUCUUCGCGUCGGAUACGUCAGCGAACCGCUCGAUCGUGCGCAUGAAGGCCGACGAGGACAAGCAAAAAGUCAUUGGCAAGCAUCUCGUCGUGGCAUGUAAGUGGCUGCCAUCACACCCAUGCUUCCUUCUGCUGCUGAGCGUGUGUGGGACGGGAGAGCUGACGACGACGACGAUUCACCUGAUGGGGAUGACGACGCGUGCCAACUUGCGAAUGACGGUACACCUCCUGCAGACAUGGGCGAGCCGGGAGACACAGUACAAUUCGCAGAAUACGUCGAACGCAACCUGAGGCUGUACCAGAUUCGGUACGUUGCCCCAGUCUGCUGACCUGCCAGCUAGCAACGGGAGCGCUGACGACACCCACCCCUUCCGCACCUGUCGUCUGGCUCCUCCCCCUGCCAUCUUCGUCUCGUACUUGCGCGUACAGAAAUCACAUCCCAUUACGACCCGCAUCCGCCGCAUCAUGGACGCGCAACCAACUCGCCGCCUCGAUUCGCUCGCGCAAGCCGUACGCGGUCCAACUGCUACUCGGUGGCUUUGACCCAACGACCAGCUCGCCCGAACUGUUCUGGAUCGACCUGUACGGCACGCUCGGAACGGUCCCCUACGCCGCCCACGGGUACGGCGCCUACUUUUCGCUGUCGACGAUGGAUCGGUGGCAUUCGCCCGAUAUGGACUUGGCACAAGGCUUGGACCUGUUGAGGAAAUGCGUCGACGAAUUGGAGAAGAGGUUCAUCGUCAAUCUCGGCACGUUUACCGUUCGAGGUCAGUACUUUCGUUGCAGCGAGGUGGGGUGACUGCACGAGAGGCUCAGCUGGCUGAACGCAGUUUGAUAUUCUUCUGUUGCUCCAACAGUGGCCGACAAGGAUGGGGUACGUCAGGUUGAUCUCAAGACAGGAGAAACGAUCGAGAAGAUCUAG